AUUUUGCGCGGGGUACUGAUCAACGAGGGAGCACAUUCAUUCAUCUAUAUCAAAAUCGACUUCACUAGAAUUACCAUCGACACUCCUCCUAUCAAAAAAGCAAACUCCCAAAUCUCAAACAUGACCUCCACAACUCCCCCAGAAAUCGCUGCCAAAGUAGAAUCCCUCAUCCCGCAAUUCACCCUAACACGGCUCCUCAACCAAGACCAAGCAGGCCGCCGCAUCUCCCUCCUAGGAACAAUCUCUUCGCAACCCGCCGUCCUCGUCGCCGAGCGCGCCGCCUUCGCAACAGACCAAGCGCACCUCUCCGCCUUCCCAACCUCGCUAACCCGCAUCCGCAACCUAGGCGCAAACGACAUCUACUCGUGGUUCCUCGCCAACUCUGGCAAACCCGUCCCCGACCAAUAUGGAACCGAUAUCCCCCCGGACUUCAAGCUCAAUCUCAUCUACCCUUGCACCGAAAAACACAUCAAAAAGUACUCGGCACAACCCCUCCGCAUGGUCACCGAAACCCCGGCAAUCUACGCAAACUACACGCGCCCCUGGAUAGCCGCGCAGCGCGAAAAGGGAACGCUGCAGUGGAUCUUUAAUAUCCUCGAAGGGAGGACGGAGCAGGAAGACGUCAUCUACCGCGAGCCCACAUCCCCGACGUCUGACGAGGGGUUCCUGCUCCUCCCGGAUCUAAACUGGGACCGCAAAACGCUGUCUUCGCUGCACCUCCUGGGGCUGGUGACGCGCCGCGAUAUCUGGAGUGUGCGGGAUUUGACAAAAGGGAAAGUAGGGUGGUUGAAGCAUAUGCGGGACAGACUUGUUGAUGCGACGGUGGGGUUGUACCCGGAGAUUGAGCGCGAUCAGGUGAAGCUGUAUGUGCAUUAUCAGCCUACGUAUCACCAUUUCCAUGUUCAUGUUGUGCAUGUUGCGCUCGAGAGUGGGGCCACGCAGGCUGUGGGGAAGGCGUUGGGGUUGGAGGAUGUGAUUGCGCAGCUGGAGACCAUGGCGGGUGGGGAGGACAGUGGGUUUGAGGGUGUAAGUUUGACGUAUGGAUUGGGCGAGGCGAGUGAGCUGUGGGAGAGGAUAUUUGGGGUUUUGAAGCGUGGUGAGGAGGUGGAUGUGGGUGGGUUUUGA
Periconia digitata is the source of this 1125-nucleotide messenger RNA. Lineage: Eukaryota; Fungi; Ascomycota; Dothideomycetes; Pleosporales; Periconiaceae. The record is from the annotation of a GenBank genome assembly.